Molecule: messenger RNA, 1631 nt
Organism: Jatropha curcas
Lineage: Eukaryota; Viridiplantae; Streptophyta; Magnoliopsida; Malpighiales; Euphorbiaceae
Source: RefSeq, a predicted model, not a curated record
CUCUGCUUCGAAUACAUGCUCUUCCAACACAAAAAAAAAAUGGCUUCUUUUCAUCUACAUCUGUGGUUAUCUCUUCUUCUUCUUCUUCUCUUACCCUUCAUUUUUCUUUUGAAAAAGAAACUAAAUAGCAAGCACCUUCCACCAGGUCCUCCUAGACUUCCUAUAAUAGGAAAUUUACACCAACUUGGGACCUUACCUCACUUACUCAUUACUGUUUAUGCGCAACUAUCAAGAAAUACGGGUCCUUCGGUCAUGCUUCUCCAGUUUGGUCAAGUUCCUGCACUUAUUAUCUCCUCUGCAGAAGCAGCAAAAGAGCUUAUCAAAAUAAAUGACCUCAGUAGUUGUAGUAGACCUCGCUUGGCUGGUACUGGAAGACUAUCUUACGCUGGUACUCUUGAUAUAGCUUUUACACCUUAUGGAGAUUACUGGAGAGAAAUAAAAAAGAUUUGUGUUCUUGAACUUUUUAGUGCUAAAAGAGUUCAAUCGUUUCAAUCCGUUAGAGAAGAAGAAGUGGGUCUUUUCAUAGGUUCGAUUUUAAAAGCUUCUUCUUCUUCUUCUCCUGUGGAUCUUAGUGAAAAAAUUAUGUCUCUUACUGCAAAUGUUACUUGUAGAGUAGCUUUUGGGAAUAGUUUUGCAACAAGAGGAUUUACCCAAGAAAGGUUUCAAGAAGUGAUUCAUGAAGCUUUAGCCAAGUUAGGGGGUUUUUCUGCAUCUGACUUUUUUCCUUAUGUGGGUUGGAUUGUUGAUAGGGUUACAGGUCUCCAUUCAAAACUGGAAAGAAGCUUUCAAGAACUUGAUGAAUUCUUUCUUACCAGAAAGAUUAUUUUGAGAUCAUAUCCAAAAAAGGAAAAGAUUAAGCAUGGACAUCAAGAUGGACAUCAAGAUAUUGUCGAUGUUUUGUUGGAUUUGGAGAGAUAUCAAACUGAAUCUGAAGGAAUUCAAUUCUCUAAAAGUCACAUCAAAGCAAUUAUCAUGAAUAUAUUCUAGGUGGAUGGAACAACUGGAGCAUAGUAAUUAGUCUGGGCUAUGGCAAAACUUGUCAGAAAUCCUCGAGUUAUGAAGAAAAAAGCACAAGAAGAAAUCAGAAGAUUAAUUGGAAACAAAACAAAAGUAUCUGAAAGUGAUAUUCACAAGCUUGAAUACCUAAAGAUGGUGGUGAAGGAAACACUGAGAUUGCACCCACCAGGAACACUAUUAAUACCAAGAGAAAACAUGUCACAAUUCAGCAUCAAUGGCUAUGAAAUUCAUCCCAAAACUCGAGUCGAGGUCAAUGUGUGGGCAAUUGGAAGAGAUCCUAAAGCAUGGAAAAAUCCUGAAGAAUUUUUUCCAGAGAGAUUUAUUGAUAAAUCCAUUGAUUUUAUAGGGCAAAAUUAUGAAUUUUUACCAUUUGGCAGUGGUAGGAGAAGCUGUUCGGGUAUGACUAUGGCAUUGUCUUUGGUGGAGAUUGCGCUUGCAAACCUUUUGUUUUGUUUUGAUUGGAAGUUACCUGGCAAUAUGAAGGAGGCAGACAUUAAUAUGGAAGAGGCAUCUGGUCCUGGUCUUACUACUCAUAAGAAAGAAGCUUUAUUGCUUGUACCAAUUAAAUAUCAACCUGCAUAAAAAAAAAAAAAAAAAAAAAAGAAAUAAAUGUC